This is a messenger RNA of Pteropus alecto (black flying fox), 418 nucleotides long. It is a transcript of the gene KCNE1, whose product is annotated as potassium voltage-gated channel subfamily E regulatory subunit 1. The transcript has a single exon. Bases 29 to 418 code for a protein of 129 amino acids. Gene Ontology annotation, biological process: regulation of ventricular cardiac muscle cell membrane repolarization; membrane repolarization during action potential; ventricular cardiac muscle cell action potential. The record is from RefSeq and is a predicted model, not a curated record. Gene Ontology annotation, molecular function: potassium channel regulator activity; transmembrane transporter binding; delayed rectifier potassium channel activity. Gene Ontology annotation, cellular component: membrane. Lineage: Eukaryota; Metazoa; Chordata; Mammalia; Chiroptera; Pteropodidae.
CACCAGCAGUAGGACCUUGAAGUCCAGGAUGAUCCUGCGUAACACCACGGCCGUGACACCCUUUCUGACCAAGCUGUGGCAGGAGCUGGUGCAGCGGGGCGUCAACGCAUCCGGCCCGGUCCGUAGGUCCUCCAGUGACAGUGACGGCAAGCUGGAGGCUGUCUACAUCCUCAUGGUGCUUGGCUUCUUCGGUUUCUUCACCCUAGGCAUCAUGCUGAGUUACAUCCGCUCCAAGAAGCUGGAGCACUCGCACGACCCCUACAGCAUGUACAUCCAGUCGGACGCCUGGCAGGAGAAAGACAAGGCGUACUUCCAGGCCCGGGUCCUGGAGAGCUACAAGGCAUGCUACGUCGCUGCAAACCAGCUGGCCGUAGAACGACCCAACACGUACCUUCCCGAGACGAAGCCUUCGUCGUGA